AUGACUGAGGAACUUGUUAAUCAUAUUGAACAAAAUCAAACAAUUACUGAACCUCUUAUUGUAUUGAUUAAAAUUAGCAAAUGUUGUUCGAUUGAUGAUGAAGGACAAACGACGAAAAAUCUUGAAAGCUUUCAAAAAAAAUAUCCAUCCACAUGUGGUAUUAUCACAUUUCAUAAUGCAAAAUCAUGCAUACCAUUUAUACGCAGUCAACGGAAUUUUACGAUUUUUCUUAGUUGUAUUGCAAUGGUUUUUCGUCUAUUAGCAUUGCUUCUAUUGUGGAAAUAUAUAAAAGAUGAAUAUCAUGAUAACAAUAAUGAAACAAUGGACUAUUCUACUACAGAUGGAAAACGUUCAACAGCCAAUUUUAUUGCUCAAUGA
This is a messenger RNA of Adineta steineri, 378 nucleotides long. The record is from the annotation of a GenBank genome assembly. NCBI's taxonomy places the organism in Eukaryota, Metazoa, Rotifera, Eurotatoria, Adinetida, Adinetidae.